This is a messenger RNA of Asparagus officinalis (garden asparagus), 564 nucleotides long. Its product is annotated as 40S ribosomal protein S28-like. Gene Ontology annotation, biological process: translation; ribosomal small subunit assembly; maturation of SSU-rRNA. Gene Ontology annotation, cellular component: ribosome; cytosolic small ribosomal subunit. Gene Ontology annotation, molecular function: structural constituent of ribosome. The record is from RefSeq and is a predicted model, not a curated record. The transcript has 3 exons. The coding region runs from base 127 to 324 and encodes 65 amino acids. Lineage: Eukaryota; Viridiplantae; Streptophyta; Magnoliopsida; Asparagales; Asparagaceae.
UUCGCUCAGGAGGCUAUAAAUAUCAAAAAUUAGGGUUUUCAACUACCCAUCUCCAGCCCGCCAGCGAUCCGCGUGAGCGUCGAAGAGGAAGAAAGUCUAGGGUUUCUGCAGGCUGCAUCGUUCAGCAUGGAUACUCAAGUGAAACAUGCAGUGGUGGUGAAGGUGAUGGGCCGAACUGGGUCAAGGGGUCAGGUGACACAAGUUAGAGUCAAGUUCUUAGAUGACCAGAAUCGUCUGAUCAUGCGAAAUGUCAAAGGCCCUGUUAGAGAGGGUGAUAUCCUUACCCUUCUUGAGUCUGAAAGAGAAGCUAGGAGGCUUCGCUGAUUUCCUCUGUUGGCCGUGUUGCUAUCUCUUUUCUUGCAUGCUGUUAGCGUGUUAAAUGUUUAUUUUUCCUGUAGGUGCUACUUUCCUUUUAAAUUCUCUCAUUUUAGGAGCAUGCCUAUGUUUUUGUGUGAAAGAUGAGUAAAAACUAAAUUUGGAGAUAGUUUGCUAAAUUUUGGGGAAGGACAUACUGCCAUUUUGGUUUUUUUUGAGUUGACAACGAGCAAGUGAUUUCUUAGUUUG